GAAUCGUCACCGGCGUUCCAGGAGUGCACAUGGCCAUAACCCUUGGUUUUAUCAUGUUGCUUUCCUUCGAUUCCGGCACUCGCAAUCGGUGAUGCGGUCCCCGAAGCUUGUCUGUGACGGCGAUUUCCUCACGGCAUUGGUCCCGCACCGGCCUCCCAAACACCGUAAAGGAAGAAAAAGCAUCUUUUCUCUAAUAAUACCGGGCGUCGAGAUUACCGUCUUUACCAAACGCUACCCGGCUUCUGCGCGCUCUGCAGAGACACGUCAAUUCGGCAAGCCUCCCGGUCGCAGAUCCACCCGCCCCUCUCAUCAGUCAGCGAUCCGGUUCUGUGGGCGCAUGGCGUCCUUCUUGGUGGGGGGGUGUGUCGCUGUAGAUCUCGGCCCUGUUCGCGGCUUGAGAAUCCUUGAAUGCCAUCUCGAGACACCCCUUCAACACACACACCUCUCCCAUGUCGAAGCCAAGCAGUCCCUCAGAGACUUGUACGCAUCGGCGGAGGGCUGGUAUGCGCCAAAGUGCAACCCGAAUCAUACCCACCAGCACAGCUUCCGCUCCUUGGGGCUUCACGGAACAGCCGCACCGACCUGUUGGUCAGAGCGGAAGGCGCCAGCUGGUCCAAGUGGAAGGUCUGUUCGAGUUCUUGGACCUUCCGCGCCUUUCACGCCUGGGUGUAUGAUCCCCGCUCGCGUGGUUGAGCGAAGUCGUCCAUCCUGGUCUCUGCCACACAACCCUAAUCGGCGACUCGCGGUCAAGUCCCUCUCGACCUUGGUCAAAGUUUCGUCAUCCCCACUUUUGAGUCGCAAGUCCAGAUCUCCUAGCACGCGGUAUCCUUGGGAGUUAGACCCAUCCGUCAGUUCUGCACCAGUCAUCAACUUUGAGAAAAAGCACGCACGGAACCAAGACGACGUUGAAGGCCAACAGCAACCCUCCAACGCGGCGGUCUGCGACUACAGACAUCGCAUACACCAGACACAAGAUAAUCGGGCGUGCGUGCCAGGAGAGCUCUGCGACGACGUUUCGCCUCCCGCGACGACAGUUCGCCUCCCGUAACGACGUUUCCCCUCCCCCGACACCCGCUGUCUUUUCGCCUUGACCAUUUUAGAGCGGACCCCCACUCAGCUCUCGCGCAAAUUUGGCAACCACGCAACGCAUCGAGUACUUGUUCGCGAAUUUAUCGACAUCAAGAAGC
Chaetomium fimeti is the source of this 1187-nucleotide messenger RNA. RefSeq lists its product as uncharacterized. The record is from RefSeq and is a predicted model, not a curated record. The transcript has 2 exons. Bases 92 to 1048 code for a protein of 318 amino acids. Lineage: Eukaryota; Fungi; Ascomycota; Sordariomycetes; Sordariales; Chaetomiaceae.